Messenger RNA from Musca domestica (house fly), 2038 nucleotides. It is a transcript of the gene Alg10, whose product is annotated as putative Dol-P-Glc:Glc(2)Man(9)GlcNAc(2)-PP-Dol alpha-1,2-glucosyltransferase. Gene Ontology annotation, cellular component: endoplasmic reticulum. Gene Ontology annotation, molecular function: dolichyl pyrophosphate Glc2Man9GlcNAc2 alpha-1,2-glucosyltransferase activity. NCBI's taxonomy places the organism in Eukaryota, Metazoa, Arthropoda, Insecta, Diptera, Muscidae. Bases 454 to 1806 code for a protein of 450 amino acids. The record is from RefSeq and is a predicted model, not a curated record. The transcript is spliced from 6 exons. Gene Ontology annotation, biological process: protein N-linked glycosylation; dolichol-linked oligosaccharide biosynthetic process.
GAAAUCUUGCCGACGCCGUCAAAAUAAACAGGGCGCCGCCGACGAUUGGUAAACAGCGAAUGAGCCAGCACCGAAAUAAUCGUACCGCUACGUUGUCUGGUCCCACGGCUCAUUUAAUGAAUGUGACCAGCUGAUUCCGCGUUUUCCUCAAGUCUCAUUCGUAAACAACAGAUUUCUCGGACGUUUUGCGUUACACACUCAUUCGUAAACAACAGAGGUUUUCAAUAAAUUUUUUUUUAAAUUUUUUAUCGUGUCUUCUUAUUUCUUUCGUUGGGACGGAGGUGAUGGACAUAAACUCACCUCCUAUCAAGAAGAAUACUGAGGAUAUUGAAAUUGGACACAGUGGUUGAUCAAGAUUAUCAUAUAUUGGAAAAACAAAAAGGGAUAAUUAUACUCCGGGAGACACUACAAAUCCUAGUGGCAACUUAAACGCAUCAUUGGAACCACAGCAACAUGAAAACCUAUUUGCUGCCCAUUUUAUUGGUGCUGGUUUUUGCAGCCUAUUCCCUGCCCCUGUUUCUAAGGGUCUAUAGCACCACUCAAAUGGUAAUCGAUGAGGAAUUCCACUUGAGGCAAGGCCUGCGCUAUUGUAACAAACAGUUCAAGGAGUGGGAUCCCAAGAUAACCACCUUUCCGGGUCUGUAUUUCUUUGCCCUGCUUCUAAUACCAUUGGAGUUUUGUGAAGUGCUGGGUUUGCGAUUGAUUUCGUUGAUGGCGGCCGCUGUUAAUGUUGUCCUUUUGUAUUAUAUAAGACGCAAAUCUUUGGGUAAUGCCCAUUCCACAUUGGCCGCCCUGGAAGCUGUAACUAUAGGCAGUCUGCCGCCGUUGUAUUUCUUUAGUCAUCUAUAUUAUUCCGAUACAUUGUCAUUGACCACGGUACUGUUGAUGUAUGUCUUUUGGCAAAAGGGUAGCCAUUUACAGGCAUCUGUAUAUGCUGCUGCUAGUGUUCUGAUGCGCCAAACCAAUGUUGUCUGGGUUGCCAUGGCGUUUGGUACAAUGGCUUUGGAUUUGGUUACCGUGAAAUAUGCCGAGUUGAAGGGCAUAAAACCAAAUGAGGUGCAAAUCUAUAAACCAAAGGUCAUUUUGGACAUUUUGAAACGUUUCGAACUUUUGGUAAAAUGUCUAUGGUAUAUUGUUACCCAAGGAUGUUUCUAUUUGGUUAUCAUUUUACCAUUUAUGGGCUUUGUAUAUCUUAAUGGCUCCAUUGUGUUGGGAGACAAGAGAGCACAUGAAGCUAGCAUUCAUGUGCCACAGCUCUUCUACUUUGCCAUUUUCUGUUGCUUCUUUGGCAUUUCGAAUAUCAUCAAUAGAUUCCGGGCCACCAUGCAAGCUCUGCUCGAGUAUAAAUGCGAAAUGUGUAUGCUGACUGUGGUAUUUUUGAUGAUUGUACGCUUCAAUACCCUGGUCCAUCCCUAUCUAUUGGCCGACAAUCGCCAUUAUAUCUUCUAUAUAUGGCAGAGACUCUAUGGCCGCUAUUGGUGGUUCAAAUACGGCAUGUGUCCCGUGUAUGCGGUCUGUUUGAUGUUCAUCCAUCAGGGCAUAAAGCAUUUACGUUUUAAUUUAAAAUUUAUGUUCUGGCUUGCCACUGCCAUAGUUUUAUGCUUCCAACGUCUGCUGGAAUUACGCUACUUCAUAAUUCCAUUUGUUCUCUUCCGUUUGAAUACCCGUCCUAAUUUGAAAUCUAGUCGUGCCCAUUGGAUAGAAUUAAGUUUUAAUGUUCUACUGAAUGCCAUAACAUUUUAUAUAUUCUUUACCAAAGAAAUCAAAUGGGAUAAUUAUAAGGAACCCCAAAGGCUUAUAUGGUAGAGAAUGAGAGUGCACAAACGGACAUGGUAAUCAAACUUAUUUAUUGUAAUUUUAAUGCAUUUUUAUUUAUUUAAAGAAACAUGACUUGCCUAAGCAAACUAUAAUUUAGAGCCCACAAAGGUAAAAUGAAAUAAAAAGAAAAAAUAUCUGCUGGAAACCAAAAUAAUGGGAGAAUUGCACAAAGCAGUAAAAUGAAAUAAAAAGAAAAAACUAUCGGAGAAGCAAAACUUGA